This is a messenger RNA of Aethina tumida (small hive beetle), 3215 nucleotides long. Its product is annotated as BMP-binding endothelial regulator protein. The record is from RefSeq and is a predicted model, not a curated record. Bases 270 to 2237 code for a protein of 655 amino acids. Gene Ontology annotation, molecular function: protein binding. NCBI's taxonomy places the organism in Eukaryota, Metazoa, Arthropoda, Insecta, Coleoptera, Nitidulidae. The transcript has 9 exons.
UCACAGUAUCACGGUUCCGUGGCGAGAGUGAGGUCGUGCCGACAAUCCAAGCACCGAAGUGUGUGCGUGUGCGUCCGCGAUUUUUGCGCGUGUUUUCCCCAGUUACUUGUUACCGCGUUAUUUUUAUUUGAUUUUUUGGUUCUCUGGAUUUUUAUCAUUUUUCUCCGCAUCGCAUUUUGUUCCGUCAGGCUUUUUGGUCCUUCGUGCCGGACGAGCUUCGACUUUCGAAUUGCUUCGGUCGACUUGCACGUACAUGUGAACAAGACGCCAUGGAUCUUUUAUUAGGAUUGUUGAUGCUUCUCGUUUGUCUAUCUGAAGCUACAGCACAAAGAGUAGGUGCGAUUAAGAGAAACGCAUAUUACGACUUUGGGAGUUACUCGCGACAAACAGUGUCACUCGAGGGUACCAAGAUGAAAUGCGACAUCGAAGGGGAGAUAGUGACACUUCCCAAUUUGGACACGGGCUGCUUCAAAUGCGUCUGCAAGAACGGAUACGUGGAUUGCGGAAUAUGUCCCAAAAUCGACGACUGCUACUUCAUCAUCGAGGACGGAGGAUGCUGCAAAAAGUGCAAAGGUUGCAUCUACAAAGGGGAGUACCACCACAGCCACACGGAGUGGAACGAUCCCGACGAGCCCUGCAAAACGCUGCACUGCGAGGCAGGCGUCGUGACGGAAUCGAACACGAUCUGCCACAUGCCCUGCGUCAACCCGCUGCCCCCCGAGCCGGGAAAAUGCUGUCCCACGUGUCCCGAGUGUAAGAUCAACGGCCAAAUCGCCUCGGAAGACCGCGAGGUGAUCUCCGACGACCCGUGCUUGAAGUGCAGCUGCGCCAACGGACGGAUGACGUGCGCGAAAAAGGCAUGUCCCGUUCUGCAGUGUCCCGUCGCCAACCAGUACGUACCGGACAAGGAAUGCUGUCCGAAAUGCCGCGGCACCAGAAUGAUGUUGCGCAUCGAGAGCUCCUGUACGAUCCAAAGAUCGUUCUUCCGCGAGGGACAUUCCUUCAACAUCGAUAGGUGCACCAAUUGCACGUGCGUCAACGAAACGUCCGUGUGCACGAGGGACGCCUGCCCCAUUUUGGAGUGUCCGCCCGACAUGCAGAAACCGAUUCCGGGCAGCUGUUGCAAGCAGUGCAUCUUCGAGUUCGAGGAGGUGCGCUCCCAGUGCAUGAACGACGGCAAAGUGUACGAGGAAGGUGAUUCGUGGAAGUUAAACGACUGCAGCUCCUGCAAGUGCCAUCAAGGUAAGGCUAGUUGUGCACGGACGAAGUGCACCACCUCCAACUGUCCGCCCGGUACCAAAGAGAAGAAGGUCAAAGGAGAGUGUUGUCCCAGAUGUGAAGAAGAUGACGGAGUGUGUAGGGUGUUUGGUGACCCACAUUAUAAAACCUUCGACGGCAAGUUUUAUAGCUUCAAAGCCAGCGGAAAGUAUCAGUUGGUAGCUGAUUGCAAAAACCGCAGCUUCUACGUCCGAGUUGCCAACGCCAAACAAUACCUGUCGGCUCGUACCAAAAGGGUGGCCAUACGGUUUGGCGACAUCAGAAUAAAUCUCCAGCACAGAAACCGAAUUAAGGUAAACGGUGAAUUAAUACGUCUGCCGUUCAAGAAGGACGGCAAAAUUAAAAUCAGCAAGAACAAGGACAUCGAGGGAGUGGAGGUGAUUUUGGAAAACGGCGUUAAACUGCUGUGGAACGGUCGGAGCUUCCUGGAAGUCAGCGUCCCAUCUUCGUACAAAAACAAGCUUUGCGGCCUGUGCGGCAACUUCAACGGAAACGUCCUCGACGACAUGGAAACCAGACAGAACAAAAUCGUGAACGACACCUCAGUUUUCGCAGCCUCUUGGUGCGUGGGCAAGAAGAACGAAUGCGUCCGUAUAAGACCCACCAAAUCCUGCAACAAACAUCGCAUGACUAAAUCGAAAUGCAACUCCUUGAGUAAUAGUCAGAUUUUCGAAGCCUGCGAAUCGAAAUUGAACUUCAACAACUACCACAAAGCCUGCAUGUGGGACACCUGCAACUGCAGGGAGGAGAAAUGCCAUUGUGAAAGUUUCAUGGCUUACGCCAGGGAGUGCGAGAGAUUGGGGGCCAAGGUGCCCGUGAAUUGGAAGACGAAGGCCUCGUGCGAUGCUAAGAGGAGUUUAGAUUAUAGGAAGGUUAUAGUUUCGAACACAUUCUUCCCGUUUAACGGGACGAUUAAUAGGAAGUUUAACCGGACGAGGCGACCCAUUCCAUUGCAUUAGACGUUUAAAAACGAGAUAACUAGUCAUUUUCAGUAUUUACCAGAGGGGAAAUAGAGUUUAACUGUGUAUAUAUGAUUGAAGUAUUAUCUUGACUUUUUUUUAAUAUGAAAGAUGACAAGCUUUUACCGUUUUUUGCUUGGGUGGCGCAAUAUUAAUCGUCGCGGAUUUCGUGCUCUUUUCCAUGACGUGUUCAGUAUAAGGCUACCAUGAUUGUAUAUAUUGAGGAAUUUCCAUCACUUGGGUUACAAUAGAGUGAUGCCCAUGUACUAAAUGAGUGUUGUAAAAUUACUUUUUAAAUGUCUGAAAUUCGUUCGCCGCACUACAUGACAAUAAAUAUUUAUUAUUUUGUUUUUACUUUUGUACGGUACCUUAUUUAUAAAAUAUUCAUUCCGAAUCUAUGAUUUAAAAAAAAAUUACAAUAUUCUGUACCAAAGACAUUUAUGUACUUGUACUUCAAGAAGAUUUCUUCUUAUUAUUAUUAUUAAUAUUAUUAUUAUUAUUGUUAAUUGUUUAAUUAUUAAGCAGUUAUUUUGUACAUACGUUUUAGUAUCCCAGUUAAUAUUUUAAAUAAUGUUAAAAGAUCUCGAUGUACACCUAAUAAAAUGUAACUUGAAAAAUAAUUAGGUUAUUAAAUUGUUCCUACGCGUAGAAUCUCAGAGAGGAUAUGCUUGUUGUGCUUGAAAACUUACAUCGAAUGCCGCAGCAUCGAAGCAUAUCUGUAUCAAUAAAUAGUUAUUCACUAUUUACAAAAAGUGAUUUAAACUCAAUUUUGAGUUGCAUUUGCAUUUUUUAUAUUAUAUUUAGUUUAAAUACAUGUUUUGUGUAUAUUGUUUAACUAAUAGUGUCUGUAAUUAUAUAAUUUUAGGGUAAUAUUUAUUAAAACAAAAAAUAAUAACAAUAACAAACGCUAUAUAAGCUAUAUUUUAUAUAUUUGUUGUAAAGAUUUUCACAUUUUGUUUAUUGAAUAAAUUUUCAAUU